This is a messenger RNA of Anopheles maculipalpis, 1584 nucleotides long. Its product is annotated as membrane-bound alkaline phosphatase-like. The record is from RefSeq and is a predicted model, not a curated record. The transcript is spliced from 3 exons. Lineage: Eukaryota; Metazoa; Arthropoda; Insecta; Diptera; Culicidae. Gene Ontology annotation, molecular function: alkaline phosphatase activity. Gene Ontology annotation, biological process: dephosphorylation. Bases 1 to 1584 code for a protein of 527 amino acids.
AUGCGUACUAUAGUGUGCUGUUUGUGUGUUAUUCUUCUGUGGAGUGUCGUAGCGAAUGGCUCAUUGAAUGAUGAGUAUGACAGUGAUAAACGCUAUCAUCCGAGGCUUCCCGAUGAAAACGUUCCUGUCAAAGCGUCCCGAAAUGCAGAGCAGGAGCAAACGAUCGAGUACUGGAGAAACCAGGCAAAGGCCACAGUGGAAAAGCAUGUGAAACGAACGGAGAACACAAACAUUGCCAAGAAUGUCAUCAUGUUCUUGGGCGAUGGAAUGUCCAUCGCCACCGUUGCACUUGCAAGAAUUCAUGCAGGAGGCGAGGAGACUCCGUUGUCCUUUGAAGAGUUCCCGUACAUCGGCAUGGCGAAGACGUACUGUGUCGACUAUCAGGUACCCGAUUCAGCUUGCACAGCCACAGCUUUCCUGACUGGUAUCAAAGGCAAUAUAGCUACAAUCGGUGUUAAUGCUAAUGUGAAGCUUAGAGACUGUGAAGCUGGCCUAAAUCGAACAUUGCACACCACCUCUAUCGGUCAGUGGGCAAUUAAUGCAGGAAAAGAUGCUGGACUGGUAACGACGACUCGUGUCACACACGCUUCUCCAGCGGGAGUUUAUGCGCACACAGCGUUCAGAGAUUGGGAAAACGACUUUUAUGUGAAAGCUGAUGGUUGUGAUGCGAACCGUGUUGAUGAUAUUGCGGAACAGUUGGUGUACGGUGAGACUGGUGCUCAGCUAAAGGUAAUUAUGGGUGGUGGACGACGGGAGUUUAUGGAUCGUGAUGCGCAUGAGGAUUACGAAACGGGGAAAGGAGGAUAUCGAUCGGACGGAAGACAUCUGAUCAACGAAUGGUUGCGGAAUGGUCCUGUCGGAGAGAACCGAACGUUUGUGUGGAAACGAUCGGAUCUGCUGGCAGUGGAUCCACACCGGACGGACAAAAUACUUGGGCUGUUUGAACCAAGCCAUUGUGCGUAUAAUUUAGAAAAAAUUGAUAACAACAUGGACGAAGAGCCAACGCUCUCAGAGAUGGUAGACAAGGCGACCGAUAUCCUUAGUACCAACUCGAAUGGAUUCUUCCUAUUCGUGGAGGGCGGUCGAAUCGAUCACGGACAUCAUGACAAUCAGGCACGAUACGCCAUUGAUGAAACGGUGGAGUUCGCAAAAGCGAUAGAGUUAGCCCGUAAAAAGUUCAGUGAAGAAGACACGUUGAUCGUGGUGACAUCUGAUCACUCUCACACUGCUAGUUUUGCAGGAUAUGCGAAUCGUGGUAAUGACGUAUUCGGGACGGCCGGUAAUGGUGACGAUGGUCUUCCUUACAUGACAAUCAGCUAUGCUAAUGGACCGGGGCAUGCAAAGCAUGUUAAUGCGGAGACUGGAGCUCGGCUGGAUGUACGCCAGAUGGACCGAUCAAAGUCAAACUUUAUGUUUCCUGCCACUGUACCGCUGUACCUUGAAACACAUGCUGGGGAAGACGUUGGCGUGUAUGCGUCCGGCCCGUGGUCUCAUCUGUUUACUGGCACUUUCGAACAGAACCUCAUUCCGCACAUGAUGGCGUACGCUUCUUGCCUUGGUAAUGGGUUGAAGGCAUGUGAUUGA